Molecule: messenger RNA, 1112 nt
Organism: Oncorhynchus gorbuscha (pink salmon)
Lineage: Eukaryota; Metazoa; Chordata; Actinopteri; Salmoniformes; Salmonidae
Product: glycoprotein hormone alpha-2-like
Exons: 4
Coding region: 217-612 (131 amino acids)
Biological process (GO): cell surface receptor signaling pathway
Cellular component (GO): extracellular region
Molecular function (GO): hormone receptor binding; hormone activity
Source: RefSeq, a predicted model, not a curated record
CCGAGACAAAGAGACCCGAGAGAGAGACAGAGAGAGGGAAGGGCUAGCAGUGACUGACUGUGGGUGUGACUCCGCCUUUUCUCCUGUUUACCUGAGGAGCUACAAAUAGCAGUGUAAGAGGUAGGAAAUACACACCUGUCACUGCUGCUGCCGUCGACUCACCUGGACUGAAGAAACCACUCACCACACCUUUACAGACCACUGUCCUCUGCCGUCAUGUGUCAGUGGUUGACCUCUAGCCUCUGUGUUGUGAUGCUGCUGCUGUGUCCAGUCAGUUUCAGCUACGAGGGGCUCAGCCCAGGACCUGGCUGUCAUCUAUACCGGUUCAACGUGACCAUCCGUAGUGACCAGCGUGGGACAUGUAAAGGAACUCACGUUGUGAAUGCCUGUGUUGGCUACUGUGAGUCCAGUGCCUUCCCAUCCCGAUACUCUGUUCUGGUGGCAUCGAACUUCACUCACAACAUUACCUCGGCAUCACAGUGCUGCACCAUCAGCAAGGACGCAAAGAUCAAAGUUCGUCUUGACUGUCCUCGUAGUCGUCACCAUGAUGAUAUCGAGAUCCUGACGGCUCAGGCCUGUCGUUGCGACAUGUGUCGCAAGUCACGCUACUGACAUGCCACCGUCUCCGCGGGAACACACGCUACACGCAACAAAUUGUAACAUGAGGACUUGGAUGAAGAGGAGACAAGGAAAUGUGUGUAUACAAGGAUAGAGUGUGUGUGUGUGUGUGUGUGUGUGUGUGUGUGUGUGUGUGUGUGUGUGUGUGUGUGUGUGUGUGUGUGUGUGUGUGUGUGUGUGUGUGUGUGUGUGUGUGUGUGUGUGUGUGUGUGUGUGUGUGUGUGUGUGUGUGUGUGUGUGUAGAAUUGAACGGUCGGAAAAAGGAAAAAAGACUUGAGGAAAAGACUUUUCAAACGGUUGCUUUAUUUAAGAUUUGUUUGUUUAAACAUUGGUUUAUUUAGGAACAGGAGACAUUUUGUCACACUUUGAGUCAACACCCUAUUCCCUAUGUAGUGCACUACUUUUGAUCCACGGCCCAUACAAACUAGUGCACUACUUUUGACCAGGGCCCAUACAAACUAGUGCACUACUUUUGACCAGGGCCCAUACAAACU